Dromaius novaehollandiae (emu) is the source of this 1595-nucleotide messenger RNA. RefSeq names its product ankyrin repeat and ubiquitin domain containing 1 (gene ANKUB1). The record is from RefSeq and is a predicted model, not a curated record. Lineage: Eukaryota; Metazoa; Chordata; Aves; Casuariiformes; Dromaiidae.
UAACACGUUAAGCAAGGGGAUCUGGGAAUGUUCACAUCUUAAGUAUUAGCUCAAAUACCUUGAAAUAUUGGGGGUUUUUUACACUUUCUAUUUUAUAAAUAGCUGAUAUUUUGCUGUAGAUUCUAAGCUGUUAUGGGUGUAUUCAGUAGUAACAGAAGCACAGUUUUAAUCUUAUUUAUGAAUCCUUGUAAAAAAUGCAGCUAAAUGCCAGAUUGCUUUUAUUUGACGAUUCCCAGGGGGUUAAUCAGCAGUACUUAAAUUGAAACUAAAAUAUGUGGACAACUGUAAGAAUGGUGUAAGCAUGACUAGUUUGCAGAUACAUGUAUGAAGCUUGUGCACACUUACCUUAAUACAUGGUUUGCUGGCUUCUUUAAUGCACAUAGAGGGGUGUUUUGCCUGUUUUCUUGGGCUAGAGAAACACAUUCAGAUCACUUUGUCUCCAUGUCAGUGUUGUCUGUUUUCCUGAGGCUUUUGCUAGCAAGUGUUUGCUUUAAAGGAAGAAAAAACAUUUUUUUUUUUUAGGGGCUGAAUAACUGUGGCUUGUAUUGCUGUGCUAUUUUUCUUUUUUAUUUUUUUAAAUUAUAUAAAUGAGUGCUCAGCAUAUGCAUUUUGUUAACUCAGGAAAGUCUCUAGAAACUUUUUUGCAUCAUUUUGCAAGAUGAGGAUUUUUAUUACUUUUGAGGGAUAUUGUGUGUUUGAUAUUUCUUCAAACCAGACUAGGCAAGAUACAGAACGUGAUAAAAGUGAGAGGAUAGCUACUUAUCCAGUAUUUGCAGUGCAACUGCAGUGUUUCAAUGACAUUGAGAUCAGUUAUUUCUUUACUGCAUGCGUACUCUGUUUAGCGCCGUUGUUGCUGUUGCUCAGUGGUAAUUGUUACUUUCAAGAAGACAAGCCAGACUUGUAUGUACAGAAUGCUGUAACUCAGCAGAAAGUGCCUAUUAUGCAGAAUAUGCAUUUUCUUGGAACAAAGGUGUAAUUUUUGAAAACACUGGUAUCUCUGAAAUGUGAUUUUCCAAGUAGCAAAUAUUAUCUCAGAACUUCAAGAGGCGGGGGGAUUUAUGACUGCAACAGACCAACCUACUUCUGGAAAUCAGUGGAACUAAGUACAGCACUUCACCUGGAUGUGUGGGAUGGCUGGAAAGAAUUCUUGAUUGCAUGUCUCUUAGGAAACAAAGUACAGCAUUAUCUGUCUGAGGAAAAGCUGGUACUUAAGUGUCAAAAAGAUGUGGCUCUUUACAUGACAGCAUUUGGCCAACUUGAUCUUACUGAAUAAAUCCUGCAACAGGGAUUAGGACCUCAUGAAGUAGUUUGUGUUGAUCCUUACAGACGUUUGUGUGCGGAAACAGAGCCUACAACUGUAAGCGAAUGCCUGGUUCAUGCAGCUGCAGAGGCAGGCCAGUUAAUAACCACGGCCGUUGUCAAGUACAGUGUAAUAUAGCUUGAAUGCCAAAAUCCAGCAGGACAAAUUCCCCCUAAAAUCAAAAACAACCAUAAGGACUGUAUGUUAUAUGGGUGGGUUCCUGCUGAACCUCUAAUUUGUUUGUACAAAGUGCAUUUUCCAGCAAACCAUUAAAGACUUUCUCCUAGCAUCUGAA